GGUGUGUAAACACCACGGAACAGAGCCGGGGGAGAGGAGCUGCUGCAGGACGGCACACAUUUCCUCCAUUUAUUGAAUAAGCGUGAAUGGGAAAGCCUCUAUAACCGCGCCGCCGCUGACUCUGUAGCACAGCGGGGUGAAGUCCGGAAGAAAAGCGGGUCGGUACAUUGUGCGGAGGACGGAGGCGGCUGGUCAGCGGCUGUCGGAGGACCAUGGCGGCGGUGACUGUAGCGGAGGCUGAUCCGGCAGCGAGCGAAGGCGGCUCCGGCUUCACCGGCGUCCACAACCGGGACUGGGACGAGUCUCAGCUCCGGAAAUAUUCCUUCCACACGCAGCCCAUCCCCAGGCUGUCUCACACCGACCCCCGGGCAGAGAUGCUCAUCAGCAACGAGGAACCAGUGGUUUUAACAGAUACAAACCUUGUGUAUCCAGCUCUUAAAUGGGACAUUGCAUACCUCCAGGAGAACAUUGGGAAUGGAGACUUCUCUGUUUACACCGCAGAAAACCAUAAAUUCCUCUACUACGAUGAGAAAAAAAUGGCUAAUUUUGAGAACUUUAUCCCCAAGUCACAACGAAUGGAAAUGAAAUUCCCUGAAUUUGUGGAUAAAAUGCAUAUAACGGAGCAAAUGGGAGGAGAGGAGAGGGUAUAUCUGCAGCAGACCCUGAAUGACACAGUAGGGAAGAAGAUUGUUGUUGACUUUCUUGGUUUCAACUGGAACUGGAUCAACAAGCAGCAAGCAAAGAGAAACUGGGGACAACUGACAUCCAACCUGCUGCUGAUAGGCAUGGAGGGCAAUGUGACACCAGCACAUUACGACGAGCAGCAGAACUUCUUUGCACAGAUUAAAGGCAAUAAGAGAUGCAUUCUCUUUCCUCCAGACCAGUUUGAGUGUCUCUAUCCAUAUCCCGUGCACCACCCCUGUGACAGACAGAGCCAAGUUGAUUUUGAUCAUCCUGAUUGUGAGAAGUUUCCCAAUUUUAAAAAUGUUGUUGGUUAUGAGGCUGUUGUGGGCCCAGGAGAUGUGCUCUACAUCCCGAUGUAUUGGUGGCAUCACAUUGAAUCACUGUUAAACGGUGGUGUGACGAUCACUGUAAACUUCUGGUACAAGGGUGCCUCCACACCAAGGAAGAUAGAGUACCCUCUGCGAGCUCACCAGAAGGUGGCCAUCAUGAGAAAUAUUGAGAAAAUGCUGGGAGAAGCACUUGGAGACCCACAUGAGGUUGGACCUUUACUGAACACCAUGAUGAAGGGGCGAUAUGACCAGGAUCUCAAGUUAGAGCCCGACUCUUAAAAACUGUUUACUAGACUGCUUUAGAAACGGUUUGCCGCGUGAAAGUGAGACUGCUGCGUGCGUAAUGCACCUUUCUGAUGUCGGAGCUACGCAUCACUGCACGCAAUGAGCGGCCAUUUUGAAACCAUUCUUCUUAAGUUGUCUCCAAGUGCCAUGGUCAUUGCAAAUGCAUCAAUCAGAGAAGAACUCAUGGGAAUCCGCCCUGCUUGAAGAAGUUUUAUUUUUUUCUUUUGUCUUUGAGAAGGAGGCCUGAUUUGGCUUUAGUCCAGAUGUAUUUAUGUGAAUUAGUGUUCUAUCAACAUAAGCUUAUUGGUAUUUGGGUGCAUUUGCUCACCCUGUAGAAAUUGUCUGAGAUCGGUACCUUUGAAAUAACUACAACAUUUUGACCACUAAUGGAUGAGUUAAAGGGUAUUAUGUACACAGAACACAUCAGUUAAAUACAGAACAUUUCUUAUACACAUUUAAUAACUUAGCUGUGGGUUGAAGUGUGGAGUGAUCAUAUUGUAUUCUCCGUCUUCAUCACAAAGACAGCUUUAAAACGGACGUGGUUCAUACCUUUAAAGAUGACAGGUCUUUUAAGUGUUUUUUAAAUAUUUAUCCACAUAAUCUGCAGCAUCUCCACACCUGCCUAUAUGGACUUUGGGGAGUGAUCAGCAAGAAUUUACUGUUGCAAAGAGGACAGUAUAGGCACGGCAAUUAAAAACACAGAAGUACAGUGAUUAAAAACUGCAAUUAAAUAUGAUAAAAAUUAUGUGUGACGCUCAUAUAAACAGCAAAAGGAAAAUGUGACUGCUUGCAGCUAAAUCGUUUUAACUGAGUGAUGCUGCUUUGUGUUUAUUUAUGCUCUUGCUUGUUUGAUUUUUUUGACUUUACUGAAUGUGCUAUUCUGCUUACCAGUAAUAGGCUGCAAUCUUAGUUGCAAAUACAGUUAACUUAAAGAAAUAAAACAAAAUAAAGUAAGUCACUGUUUUGGGAAACUGAAAAGAGAAAUAACUGUUGACGUUCCUUGACAGUUAAAACUGUGAAAGGCUUAAAUGAUAGAUUUAUGUUAAAUCAAUGGAAUGAAGUAGCAGGGCCAUCUGCUGGGAAGACACGUGUACCAGCCAUUGCAACACAAUGUACCAUCUAGUGGUCAGGUCGUACUCAAAAUACCACUAUUAAAUAUGCUGUAUUAAAUGUGGCAGAUCUGAGAUGAAAUCCCAGAUGGAAACCUGUACUUGCUCUUUUGAUUAAAAUCCUCAUAAAUGCACUUAUUUUCACUUACAGCAGCCAUAUUUUGAAGACCUUACAGCGUCUCUGUGCAAGUUUGAAGUCCUUUCAGAACAGUUGUAAAAAUGUACAUUAAACAAAAGGGGAGGAUUUGACAUGUUUUGCUGUAUGUGCCAAACCACCAUACAAACCAGUUGGAGGGUAUCUCCAUAUUCAGACAGCUUUGUUUGCAUGUGUCAAUGGAUGAAUUGGUUAGUGGUAAAGGAAUAUCCAAGCACUUAAUUCACCUGGAAUAUACAGGUCUUCAGGGUUUGUUACGGUUAUUGUCGAACAUUUAAAUUGUUGAUAUCUUGCAUACCUUUUUCUUUCAAAUUGCACCAUGAUGGAACAAAGAUAAUUCAUUGUAGAAAUACUUUACCUGAUUCAAGACUGUUGUUUCAUCCCUCUUCUAUUGCUAGGUUAACUCUGUUUACCGCACGUUUGUGCCUCGCUUAACAAUGGCAUGGCACUAAAUGCUGCCUUGAUUUUUUUAUUUUUUAUUUUAUGGUCAAAAUGUUUGUUUUCACUCUGGCCUUAAACAGCUUUAAAGGUGGGAUUGACAAGGGUUCAUAGAAAUAGAGGCAUGUUUUUAUUGAUGGAUGCCUUUUUUUUGUUUGGAACAUACAGUGUGUGCUCUCCUUGAUCCUCUGAUUAAAGUUUGCAAAGU
Messenger RNA from Anoplopoma fimbria (sablefish), 3207 nucleotides. RefSeq names its product hypoxia inducible factor 1 subunit alpha inhibitor (gene hif1an). Gene Ontology annotation, biological process: peptidyl-aspartic acid hydroxylation; negative regulation of Notch signaling pathway. Lineage: Eukaryota; Metazoa; Chordata; Actinopteri; Perciformes; Anoplopomatidae. The transcript has 8 exons. Gene Ontology annotation, molecular function: peptidyl-histidine dioxygenase activity; ankyrin repeat binding; [protein]-asparagine 3-dioxygenase activity. The record is from RefSeq and is a predicted model, not a curated record. Gene Ontology annotation, cellular component: cytoplasm; nucleus. The coding region runs from base 213 to 1292 and encodes 359 amino acids.